Diceros bicornis minor is the source of this 4311-nucleotide messenger RNA. It is a transcript of the gene C6H10orf71, whose product is annotated as chromosome 6 C10orf71 homolog. Gene Ontology annotation, cellular component: Z disc. Bases 1 to 4311 code for a protein of 1436 amino acids. Gene Ontology annotation, biological process: positive regulation of calcineurin-NFAT signaling cascade. NCBI's taxonomy places the organism in Eukaryota, Metazoa, Chordata, Mammalia, Perissodactyla, Rhinocerotidae. The transcript has a single exon. The record is from RefSeq and is a predicted model, not a curated record.
AUGCAGGGGAAUAAGAAGUGCACGGACGGGUUCAGCGACUCCUCAAGCAUCGGCAGCGUGCUGGACGAUGCAGAUAGGGAGGUGAGCAGCCUCACGGACCGGGCGUUCCGGAGCCUGUGCAUCUCGGAGGACACAUCCUUCAAUGACUCCGACCUGGGCCUGUCCCCAGAUACCAGCCGGCAGGUGUUCGGGAAUUUUCACCAGGGAAUGGUGAGCCACACGCACAGGAAAAGCGGCCUUUGGAGCCAGUUACCGUCUCAAGGCACUGAGCACACGGGCUGGGCAGCCACAUUCCAACAGCAGCCCAAGUACGUUCAAGGGGAGGAAAAGUAUCCCAAAGGCAGCCCCCCACUGACACCAGCCCACAGGAGACUGGAGGUGCCAGUUUCCGGCCUGAGGAGCAGCAACAAGCCUAUUUCUAAAGUGUCAUCAUUAAUUAAAUCCUUCGACAAGACCGAGAGCCAACGCUGUGACAGCAGGCCUCCUACCAGCAAGCCCCCGGCUCUCAAAAAUCCCCCCAAAUUUGCUCCUCUUCCAGAAAGUGGUGUCAACUUCUGCUUCGAUUCUGCCUUUUUGACCGUCAGAAGGGUGCCUGCAGAAGUCUCCAGCACCCAUCAGAAUAGCCACCAGCCUGGCAGGAAGCGUGGAGAGCAGGAGGCCCCCACGAAUCCCGAAAUGGCCUGUCCUGGCUCCAGCAGCUUCCUCCCAGCACCUGAAAACGCAGCCAACUCGUUUGAGUACAAGUUCCCCUCUCCACCCCACCAACCGGCCAAGGGGGAGCCUGGAAGAGGCAAGGAGUGGGCUCGCAAAGGGACCUUUCUUCACAGUGAAAACAGUGCUUUUGAGUCAUGGAAUGCCCACCAACCAAGGCUGCCCGAGAGGAAGGACGCUGCUGAGGCUGUCCCAGAAAGCAAAGCUCCCAAGCAUUACGAGGACACGCCCUUGUUAAGGGAGCCCCAGGCCCCUGAGCGCAAGGUCUCUCCCUGCCCGGUCCGGGCCAGCUGUGGUCAGGAAGAGAACAGGCUGGCAGCAGCGGCUCUCUCCACAGCUGGAUCCUGGGGACCUAGGGAUCCAGGAGCCCAGGUAUUCACUAUGGAGGGAAAAGCUUCCAGCUCCCAGCCUGACCCUCAGCUGAAGCCAACACAGGCCCCAUGGAGGAAAGCAAAGAUGGGCAAAGGAGGGAAAGAAAGUCUACAAGACGCUUCAGAAGAGAAGAAGCAGACCCAUAGGCGAGGCCCAGGCUUGUAUACAAAGCACAAUCCCCAGGAGCAGUUUCCAGAAAAUGAUGCAUUUGACCUGCCUGUGGAGCCCAGUGAGCAUUACAAUCCUCCUUUUAACAUCAGUAAGCUUCUGACCCCCGUCAUACCCACCAAGAACGUCCUGGAUUCAUCUGACAGCCAGCCGGGGGAGACAGCCUCCUCGCCCCCAGGCCAGCUAAACGGAUACCAGGAGAAGGAGCCCAGUGACUGCCAGUCUCGGGACAGCUACAAAUCCAGAGCCCCCAGCCUGCUUUUCAACCUCAAGGACGUGCGGAAGCGCGUUAAGAGCACAUACAGUCCCUCGCCUCUCAUGAAAGGCCUCGAUGAGAAAACCAGAGGCAGGCAAGAACCCAUGAGCAAUGGUGUCACCCUUCCCAAUGGGCUUGAGGACAGCCCUCCAAACGAGCUUUCCAAGGAGAGACCAACCGACGCCCCUUCUGUAUCGCACAUCAGUACCCAGAGGGACCCUAAAGCCGACCCCAGUGCAGCCUCUGCAGACAACUGUCUGACUCUUACUUCACCUCCAGCUAUCACCAAAGCCCCCUUCUGUGUCAACGGGGAGGCUGCCGACGGGAACAGCCAUGAGAAGGAUGAUGCUGACGGAGAACCGGAGAUGGGUGCCACCAGGUCCAGCUGGUGUCCAGACUCCAGGGAACUGGUGACCAGGGGCCCCAGGAAGCACCUGUCGCUGAAGCUUUGUGGUAAAGAGCCUGAGGUGGGGAAGGCUGCGGAGAAACCCAAGACCCCCAGCCUAGAGAAUGAGUUCUUGAGAUCUGUCUCUCAGGGGACAGAACCUGAGAGAGAGGGAGGACUUCAGAACCCAAACUUCAACCAGAAAUUCUCCCCGGGGCCCCUGUCCCCUGAGGAGGAAGACGUGUUUUAUAGCGACAGCCAGUCUGAUUUCGUGCCAGGCCUCAAAAGCAAGGCCAAGGCCAGCACCAGCUCUUCGGAUCAGUCCUUCGCCUCGUUCGAGGACCAGCAGAAGACGUGGUUCACCGAGAGCCAGUGGGAAGACAGGAGGAACGACCUGAACACGGGCGACAGUCAGAAGGACGCAAAGGAAAGAGUGAUGGGGAAAGAUGAGCUACAGUACUGUGCCGUGAGUGACGGGCCUGCGUGCGUGGAGGAACACGGCAGGGGGCAGUCGUCGCAAGGAGAAGGGGAGAGUUUGUCUGGAGGUAGACCCAGGAAGGCGUCGAGAGAGGAAGCUAAUCUCAGAGGCACUCGGAUGGGGGGAAGUAAGGAUGCACCCUGUUCACACGCCAAAGACCUCACCCCCUCACCGUCUUCCACUUCAAACAAGCACGUGCUGUUUGCAAUUAAAGACAACACCCUCAGGGCCACCCCCGUGAUAAAACCUAUCAUGCUGCCCCUCUUGAGGGCCAUGUCCUCAGAGGACUCACUGGGCAGUGGCCACAAAGAGGAGGAAUUGCCAAGGCCGGGCUGGGGUGAGGAGGCUGGUCUUUGUGCCCCCAAGAGCCAGGAAAUGCCCAGCACCCCGACACCCGCCAGCAUGCGGGGCACAUACUUGAAGGGUGCGGCCUGCGAGGGCAUGGAGGACCACGGGCGGGCGCCCAGCACGGCCAGGUUGGAGACCUCUCGGCCAGCCCCAAAGGGAGUCGUCUCAUCUCCUCCACUAGUGGGAGAGGACGAAGGGCAGAACCCACCCCCAGAUGCCACAUGGAAGGUUGUGUUGAAUGAUGGCAAGAGCAGUUCUGCAGACCAGGGGAAGCUGGGUGCUCCAAGGUGCAUCCCCACCAUUGCUUUGCCCGAAGGCAACCUAGAAGACCAGCCACCCCUGCAGCAGCUAGGAACCUGUUGGGAAGACCAGACACAAGAUUUCAAAAGUCACUUUUUGUCUACACCCAGAGCAGGACCCCUGGGGAGAAGGUUGGUCCCCGGUGAGAUGGCAACUUCCCCCAACACCGGCUCCCUGGAGGAGAACAAUGUGUGCUCCCCGGCCGCCAGCAGCAUUUGGGAUGAGGCUUCCCAGGCUCCCAGCGAACUGGGCCUGCUGCCAGCGGAGCCUCCCCACACCAGCCCCUGGGUCAGCCCCGGCCACACCAGGGUCACCCGCAGGGAGGACCUGACACAUGCCCUCACAUGGGAGGCCAGCUCUGACCCCCAACUUGAGGCAUCAGCAGAAGACCUCAGGACGCUGUCUCCCAGAGGCUCACUGCUGGACGCAGCCACCAGCUCAGCAGGCCUCCCUGAGAAACCCGAGCUCCCUGCUCAGCUGGAGAGGGCGGCCGGCAAGCCACCUGCAGUCCCACCCAAGACAGAGAAGGCCCUGCGGCGGGCAAAGAAGCUGGCAAGCAAGAGGAGAAAGACUGACCAGAUGCAGGAAAAGCAUGGCGAACCCCGAGAGGAAAGGCCCUACCCGGAGGACUCGGAGCACAGGCCGCCAUCCCCUGGAGAGAGGCCUCGACCCAGGUUCCCCAUGGUCAGGUCCCUGCCCCCUCCCACGCACCGUCACUCAGUGUCUGCCUUCUCAGAACCAGUCAGGAGGCGGCCUGGGGCGCCCCAGGCCCUCACGGCCCUGCCCCUUUACCCUGCCACCCAGAAGGUUCUCCAAGACCCCCAAUCUGGAGAGUAUUUUGUCUUCGAUUUGCCGCUGCAGGUGAAAAUCAAGACUUUCUAUGACCCAGAGACGGGCAAAUAUGUCAAGGUCUCCAUCCCAUCCUCCAAGGGGGGUUCCCCUGAGCCGCCCCCGCCGGACGCGCUUGCUGCCCCCUACGUGCUGUACCCGGGCUUCCAGCCCCUGCCCGUGACGGCCUUGAUGCCACUGCGCUGCUCCUCUCAGCUCUCCGCCCCCACCUUCCUAAAGCAGGGCCCUCGCACCACUGAGGCAGCCAGUCCUGCGCCCCCGAGGGCCGGUGAUGCUGGCCUGCAGCAGACCCCUGGGCCUCACAGUGACCCCACCCAGCACUCUGCAGGUCAGCACCCCAGUGCGCCUCCCCAGAGCCCAGGGGAGGAGGGGGGAGAUGUUCCAAGCCUGGGCAUUAUCUCCACGGAUGACCUAGAGGACUUUGCCACAGAAGGCAUUUCUUGA